Molecule: messenger RNA, 1320 nt
Organism: Dryobates pubescens (Downy woodpecker)
Lineage: Eukaryota; Metazoa; Chordata; Aves; Piciformes; Picidae
Product: zinc finger and SCAN domain-containing protein 25-like
Exons: 5
Coding region: 1-1320 (439 amino acids)
Biological process (GO): regulation of transcription by RNA polymerase II
Cellular component (GO): nucleus
Molecular function (GO): DNA-binding transcription factor activity, RNA polymerase II-specific; RNA polymerase II transcription regulatory region sequence-specific DNA binding
Source: RefSeq, a predicted model, not a curated record
AUGAAGAGCUUCAUGCCCUGUGGGGGUCCCCUGGAGCUGGUGAGGAGGUUGGUGCCAGGCUGGCCCAGCAGCUGCCCCGGGGGGGCCGGGACGGAGCUGUCCAGGCUCCGCUUCCGCCACUUCCGCUACCAGGAGGCCUCGGGGCCUCGGGAGGUCUGCCAAAAGCUGCUGGAGCUGUCCCAGCGCUGGCUGAGGCCUGAGGUGAGGAGCAAGGAGCAGCUGCUGGAGCUGGUGGUGCUGGAGCAGUUCCUCAGCAUCCUGCCUGAGGAGAUCCAGAGCUGGGUCUGGGUCAGGCACCCGGAGUCCUGCGCCCAAGCCGUGGCCUUGGCCGAGAGCUUCCAGCUGGGAGCUGCGGAGCCCCAAGGGAUCUGGGAGCAGAAGGUGACCCUGAGGGUGAAGCUGGAGGAGAUGCCACCAGGAGCUGUGGAGGAGCCUGAAGCACCCAGGGACCUUACCACACCCCCCUCAGCGUCUCCCCACGUCCCCAGCAGGGCCAGGGGGCAGCAGGAAGUGACCCAGGCCAAGGUCCUCGAGGUUGUCCCUGAAGCUGAGGAGCUGCAGGAGGAAGGUCCCACCACGGCCCCCAGCCACCUGGAGACCUCCACAUCCCACCCUCCCCCCACUCCCCUCCAGGGAAGAAGGCGACGACGACUCCACGGACCUCAACCCCCUGCAGAUGCCACCAGCUCCUCCCAACCCCUCCACCGACCUCCUCUUGACCCCUUGGAGGCCAAGGAGGAGGUCCCCAAGCUUCGGCCCUACCCUUGCGGCCAGUGUGGGAAGAGCUUUGGCCGCCAGACCCACCUGAGGACCCACCAGAGGACCCACAGCGGCCUCAAGCCCUACUGCUGCGGCUCCUGCGGGAAGAGCUUUGGCCACCUCUCCACCCUGACCACCCACCGGCGGCUGCACACCGGGGAGAGGCCUUACCGCUGCGGCUCCUGCGGCAAGACCUUCACCAACCCCUCCGACCUCACCAAGCACCGCAGGUCCCACACCGGGGAGAGGCCUUACCCCUGCGCCCGCUGCGGGAAGAGCUUCAGCCAGCAGUCCAACCUCAGCAUGCACCAGAGGUCCCACACCCAGGAGAGGCCUUACCCCUGCGGCCUCUGCCCCAAGAGCUUCAAGUACUUGGCCGACCUGAGGGUCCACCAGAGGUCCCACACCGGGGAGAGGCCUUUCUCCUGCCCUGGCUGCGGGAAGAGCUUCAGCAACAAAUCCUCCCUGGCUCGGCACGGCAGGAUCCACGCCAGGGAGGCCGGCGGGGACCAGGGAGGGAGGGAGGGGGAGCCCUCCCAGAUGCCACCAGCCCCCUCCUAG